UGGGAAAGGGGGGGGUAGGAGGAGGCGAGCCUCGCCAUGGCCUGUCUGCCCCGGGCUUCGGGGUGAGGCCUAUGGACCAGUUUGGGGGUCGACCUGCCCACCAGGUGAUGCUCCAGCAUCCUUUCUCCUCCUGCAUCCCUGCCACAGCAUCCACAGACGGUACCCGCAGGCUGUGCUGAGCACCCAGCCGGGCGGCAGGUGGGAGGACCAAGCCAGGCCAGCAGACCACAAAACCCCUCUUCCCCAGCCAGGUGAGGGGUGGGAUGGGGCGUCUGGUCCACCUGGAGGACCCCUCAGGUUUGGCUGGCCUCUGAGUACCCCGCGAGCGAAGAGCUGGGCGAUGCAUCUGCCGAGCCGCUGAGGAUGAUGAAGGAGAUGGAGGACGAGCAGGAGAACUGCAGCUAUCAGGGACCUGAAGAGAGCUGGCAGCCCACCAUUAUCAAACAGGAGGAAGAGGAGGAGGAAGAGGGACUGGAGGCGCAGCUGAGCCGGCUGGCGGCCGCCAGCGCUUCGAAAUGUGCCACCAACGGGCUCCACCAGAUCGUCCAAAAGCUGAGCGGCGCCGAGCCCCUGCAGCUGGUGGGACCCGGGGCCACCAGCGAGGAGGUCGUGCUCCUGGACUACAGGGUGAACCCUUUAAUUCGGGCCGGCAGACCCCCCCUGGGGGAGACGUCCCACUGGUGCCUGGAAUGCGGGAAGAACUUCGGCCAGAAAUCUGAGCUGGAAGCCCACCAGGCCAAGCAUCACGCCGGGCAGAACUCCUACAUCUGCGGCGACUGCGGGCGCAGCUUCAUGGAGCACAUGGCGCUGGCGGCCGGGCAGGGGGGCUGUGCCGCCGGACACCCUUUCGCCCCUUCCGGCAGCCGGAGGAAGGGGCCGGCCCUGAGCAACGAAGCCGGGGUGCAACGCAAGGAGCGGAAAGAACUCUCUCUGCAGGAGAAGGUCCGCGUGCUGGAGAUGCUGGAAGGGCCCAAGGUCUCGCAGAGCGAACUGGCCAAGCGGUUCGGGGUGUCCCAGCCCCAAAUUUGCCGCAUCAUCAAGAACAAGGAGCGCAUCCUGGCCGAGUGGGGUAAAAACCCCAACCCGGCUCGCAAACGCAAGCUGGAAGACAGAGCUCCGCCUGGCGGCGACCGAACGUUCCUGCAGUGGUUCGAACGCAGCUGCGGACACCCGUUCCCGGCGGACGGCAGACUUUGGCAAGAGAAAAUCGCCUUUGGAGGGGGAGAAGCCGGCUUGGAGACCACCCUUCCGUGGCCGAACGGCUCCCCGGCCAAGCCCAAAAUCAGCCCCCGGAGGGCCCUUCCGGAGAAAUGGAACCGGGAAGUGCUGGAAGAGGAUGACGACGAAGACGAAAGUCGCUGGGAAAGUACGACGCUGCCGUGUAUCCUCAGCCACUACGAUCUUCCCAACGUCUACGCUUGCGGGGAGACCGGGAUGCUGUUUCGGGCCACCCCCGAAGAUCUGGCGUCCCGGAACGGCAGCGAAGGCCAGGACCAGCUGACCAUCUUGCUGUGCGCCAACAUGGACGGCUCGGAUAAGAGGGACGUGCUGAUCGUGGGCAAGGCCGCCCGUCCGUUUGCCGGCCUUCGGGGCUUGUCUUCCGCCACCUACCGGGUUCAAAACCGGGCCUGGAUGACCCCGGCCAUCUUUUCCGAGUGGCUGCAGAAGUUUAACGAGGAGGUGAAGCAUCAGGAGAGGCGCGUGGCCCUUUUCGUGACGCAGUGCGCCGCCCACCCCUACGCCGAGCUCUCCAACGUCCAGAUGGUCUUCAUGCCACCUCACGUCGCCUGGCUGCCUCCCCUGGAGCAAGGGGUGGUCCAGAAUUUCAAGUGCCACUAUCGGAGAAGGAUGUUGACCCACCUCUUGGUCAAGGACCACGGCAGAGCCUCCAGCCCCUCCACCGGCCAGCUCUCCCAGUUCCUCAGCCUCCUGGAUGCCAUCCACCUGGUGGUCCAAGCCUGGUCCGAGGUCUGCCCUCAAACCAUCGCCAACUCUUUCAAAGCGGCCGGCUUCAGCGCGAACCCCCGUCUACUUACCCCGCCGUUGGAAGUGGUCCGAGCCCUGGGCUGCAAGGAUCAAGAUCAAUUUGAGCAGUUCGUUUUGAUGGACGAAGGGCUGGAGUGCUUCGGAGAACAGGACGGCGUGGACCCGACCAGGGAGACCCCUCGAGAGCAAGAACCCAACUCGGCGAGAGGAGGAGGGGGGGAGGAGGAGGAAGAGGAGGAGGAGAAGGAGGAGGAAUCGGCCCUCUUCUCCUGCCCCUCCAAGCCGGACGUCGUGGACAGCUUGGCGAAGCUACGGCGCUACCUGGAGUGCCACGCCGUGUCGCCCAACAUCUUCCAGACCUUCUACCAGCUGGAGGAUCUCAUCCACGCCCUGGCUCUCUCCGACAUGCAGUUAGCCAAAGGGAGAUCUUGCCAAGAUUGACUCUCAACGUAGCCCUGGAACCGGUGGACCAUUCCGGAUCCCUGAAACAGGAUGUCCAGGAAUCCACUGACGUGCGGUUUGUUUUUUUGGGGGGGAGGGUCUUCUGGACACCCUGUACAGUCUCCAAGUAGUUUUGGCAACGUAGCAUCGAGUGAGAAUCCUGCCGUUUUCCUCCUGAGAAUUAGAAGCAUGCAGAGAAGAACUACAGAGUAGCCGUAAGACACGAGCGAGGGGGAAUGUUUUGUGGACCUAGCUGUCCACAAAUUCUUCUCGCGGGGAAGCUGGGGAGGGAGCAAUGGGCAACUCGGCUUCCUUUUGACCCGUGACCCGACUUUUGCUUACACACCACGUUGUGUGUGUGUGUCUGUCCAAUUGUGACUUUUAAACCAUGGCUUUGCCUAGGGAAGCCCUCUCCACUAGCGGUUGAGUACAGGUUUAGGAAAAGUGGGAAGGCCGCUGCGGAUUGCCGCGUGUGGAUAAGUGAAAGCCCUGGGGGUUCCCAGGGGGAGGGGCCGAACAAUGCCACACCCACACAGGCAAUCGAGGGGAGUCGGUCCCAUGCGACGGGUGCAAAGGACAGCCACGGCAUCCCACCCGCGCGUGGGGCGAGGGGCCUUGUCCUCUGACUUGUACGGGACACCGUAGAUCAGUAGGAGACGUAAUAUCGGUCCCUUGGCCUGUACGGGAACAUACCUCUAUCUAUAGAGGAUCGACGAUGUUGGGUGGACCACGGAGAAGGCUUAACGGUUGGGGAGAGAGGACCUUAGGGGUCAUGGCGCCCGAACAGGGGCUCUUCUUCUGGCAUCCUGACGGACGCCGUGACCAGACUUAGUACUCUUCCCCAAGAGGAACCCACAGCAGGAUCGGGGCGACAAAAACAUGACAAUAAAGGUUAUCUUAUCUGAGUAGCUGUGGGGCAUCUGGGGAAGUUGGCCCACUUCCCUGAGAAUUUCUGCAGGACCUCAACCUCCUGGGGCGGGUCUUCCAUUUCAAGCCCUCCUUGGUCACCAGCCGUGGAGCAGACCACCCCCUCGUUGGAGAAGACCACGCGUGAAGGCCAGAAGCUACGUCGGGGACAACAGCAACUUGGAGAGAGAAAGUUUUAGAGUUUCCCAGAAUCCCCCUGGUUUUUGAAGAAUAAGAGUGAGGGAUGUAGGAGGCUGUUUAGACACCCCCCCUCCCCUGGGCUCGUUCUGAAGGACUUCUCUGACGGGAUGCCAAUAAAGUGUUCAAAGGCC
Crotalus tigris (Tiger rattlesnake) is the source of this 3665-nucleotide messenger RNA. RefSeq names its product tigger transposable element-derived protein 3-like. The record is from RefSeq and is a predicted model, not a curated record. The coding region runs from base 364 to 2427 and encodes 687 amino acids. Gene Ontology annotation, cellular component: nucleus. Gene Ontology annotation, molecular function: DNA binding. Lineage: Eukaryota; Metazoa; Chordata; Lepidosauria; Squamata; Viperidae. The transcript is spliced from 3 exons.